GUAGUUUGAGUCUUUACUGUUUACUGAGCAUGCUCAGUUCCACCCAAACUGUGACGCUCUUGCAUGCGAUUGCCUGUAAAUGUUUAACUGAAGUGUUUGUGGUCAGAGUUUAGUCCUUCAGGAGCCUCAGACUCGUGCAGAAUGAGUUCAGCCGGAGGAGGAUCGUCCCUGCAGGUCCAUGCGGUCCGGUUCGGUCCGGGUCAGGAGCUGUUGGGAUCUCUGCAGACGUUUGUGGAGGAGAGGCGACUCAGAGCGCCGUUCAUCAUCACCUGCGUGGGCAGCGUCACCAAGGCAACGCUCCGGCUGGCCAACGCCACAGCAACAAAUACAAACGAGGUGAUCCACCUCAGCGGGCGGUUCGAGAUCGUCUCCCUGGUGGGCACGCUGAACCGGGACGCCCACCUCCACAUCUGCCUGUCGGACAUAGAGGGCAGGACGGUCGGUGGUCACGCGCUGGGAGAUCUGGAGGUGUUCACCACAGCCGAGGUGGUCGUCGGCGAGGCGGUCGACCUGCAGUUCACCAGAGAGAUGGACUUGCAUACGGGCUUCCCCGAGCUUGUGGUUCAACCGCGUUCACAGACGGACGAAUCGGCCCGAUCGGACUGACUGUUACUGCCUCAUGGUGCUUUGUUAAUGUACUGAUCGCUGUAGGUGUUUGAGCUGAAGCUCAAAGACCGAUUUAUAACUGAAGAAGCUGAAGUAAAAUAGGUUUACCAGAUACAGCUGCCGUCGAUGCCAUGUUUUAUUAUGAAAAGGGUAAAAUCUUAAUCAUCUUGUAAAGUGUAUCCACUGUAAUUUCAUGAUACCUGUAUUAUAAACUUAUAUUCAAACAAAUAAAAGAACAGACCGACUGGCUGACCAACGCUGGCAGCUGAUGACACAGGCUACUUUUCUGUAGCCUUGUUAGCUUAGCUAUUGGUACUGUAAGGUUUGUACAGUGAGAAUCAUUUUAACGUGUUUAAUUAACUCAUGCAGCAACACUGAGCCCAACUCAAAGCAUCAAACUGCCAAUGGACUAAAUAAAUGGAUGUAGCUGUU
Molecule: messenger RNA, 1038 nt
Organism: Siniperca chuatsi (mandarin fish)
Lineage: Eukaryota; Metazoa; Chordata; Actinopteri; Centrarchiformes; Sinipercidae
Product: bifunctional protein GlmU-like
Exons: 3
Coding region: 142-606 (154 amino acids)
Source: RefSeq, a predicted model, not a curated record